Anguilla anguilla (European eel) is the source of this 2979-nucleotide messenger RNA. RefSeq names its product arylsulfatase I-like. The transcript is spliced from 2 exons. NCBI's taxonomy places the organism in Eukaryota, Metazoa, Chordata, Actinopteri, Anguilliformes, Anguillidae. Bases 309 to 2027 code for a protein of 572 amino acids. The record is from RefSeq and is a predicted model, not a curated record.
CUGGGUAAACGGGACCGCUCGGAUGCGCAGUGGUCCAGUGAAUUAAAUUGAUGGUCCUGAGGUCUGAAUCGCGUAUUACUGUAAGGACAACGGCUUGGCAGUAUAUGUCGUCUCUUCUCUUUAGUCAGAGUGGAGACGUUUUGAAUGGUAAUUGACUAUUCUAAAAUAUUUCAAGAACAUUUUUUUCCUUUUCUAGACAGGAGUCUGCAUCCAAAUCAGAUACCAUUUUCUGAUGGACUAUUAAUGCCAGCCAAUAUAAUGCGUUUUGGCAGGUAGAGAAAAUUGCAUUUAGUUCCUUUUGAAGAGCCAUGGCUGUCCAUGCCCUUACCGGAUUUUCGGUGGUCAGCUUGCUGAGUUUUGGUUACCUGUCCUGGAACUGGACAAACCCCAACCAGGUGGAGUACGAGCCAGUGUUGGACGGCAAGGACAAAGGGUCUCCGUUGACUCCCCGAAAACCCCCUCACAUUAUUUUUAUUCUGACCGAUGAUCAGGGGUUUCAUGACGUCGGCUACCACGGUUCUGACAUCCGAACGCCGACGCUGGACAAGCUCGCGGCAGAGGGCGUGAAGCUGGAGAAUUACUACAUCCAGCCGAUCUGCACGCCCUCGCGCAGUCAGCUGAUCACAGGCAGGUACCAGAUCCACACGGGGCUGCAGCACUCCAUAAUCCGCCCCCGGCAGCCCAACUGCCUGCCCCUGGACCAGGUGACCCUGCCCCAAAAACUGCAGGAGGCGGGCUACGCCACCCACAUGGUGGGCAAGUGGCACCUGGGCUUCUACAAGCGGGAGUGCCUGCCCACGCGGCGCGGGUUCGACACCUACUUCGGCUCCCUGACGGGCAGCGUGGACUACUACACCUACGACUCGUGCGACGGGCCGGGCAUGUGCGGCUACGACCUGCACGAGGGGGAGGGCGUGGCCUGGGGCCGGGGGGGCAAGUACUCCACCCACCUCUACACCCAGCGGGUGCGCAAGAUCCUGGCCGCCCACGAUCCCCGCCGGCCCGUCUUCAUCUUCCUGUCCUUCCAGGCGGUGCACACGCCCCUGCAGUCCCCGAAAGAGUACCUGCACCAGUACCGGGACGUGGCGAACGUGGCCCGCCGCAGGUACGCCGCCAUGGUGUCCGUGGUGGACGAGGCGGUGCGCAACGUCACCUACGCCCUGCGCAAGUACGGCUUCUACCGGGACAGCGUCCUCGUCUUCUCCACCGACAACGGCGGCCAGCCCUUCGCCGGCGGGAGCAACUGGCCCCUGCGGGGGCGCAAGGGCACGUACUGGGAGGGGGGCAUCCGCGGGGUGGGGUUCGUCCACAGCCCCCUGCUCCGGCGGCGGCGGAGGGUGAGCCGAGCGCUGGUGCACAUCACCGACUGGUACCCGACGCUGGUGGCGCUGGCCGGGGGCAACGUGUCGGCCAGCGACGGGCUGGACGGGUACGACGUGUGGCCGGCGCUCAGCGAGGGCAAGGAGUCGCCGCGGCGGGAGAUCCUUCACAACAUCGACCCGCUCUACAACCACGCCAAGCACGGGUCGUGGCAGGACGGCUUCCGCCUGUGGAACACGGCGGUGCAGGCGUCCAUCCGCUCCGGCGACUGGAAGCUGCUGACGGGCGACCCGGGCUGCGGCGACUGGAUCCCGCCGCAGACGCUGGCGGGGUUCCCGGGGAGCUGGUGGGACCUGGAGCGCCGCACGCAGGCCGCGCGCAAGUCCGUCUGGCUCUUCAACAUCACCGGCGACCCCUACGAGCGCUACGACCAGGCCGACCAGCGGCCCGACGUGGUGCGGGAGCUGCUGGCCCGCCUGGCCCACUACAACCGCACCGCCAUCCCCGUCCGGUACCCGGCGGAGGACCCCCGGGCCAACCCCGAACUGAACGGGGGCGCGUGGGGCCCCUGGGCGGGGGACGACGAGGAGGACGACUGGGACAGGUUCCACGACGGGAAGGGAAAGGCCAAGAGGAAGUGCAAGCGCUGCAAACUGAGGUCCUUCCACCGCAAACUCAACUCCGGGUUCAUGUCCAACAGAAUAUAGCCUGGCAGUGUUUGGCACGAGCUCAGGCCUGUCCAGCCCUGGUCCUGGAUGGCCGAACGGUGUGUUGCUGGUUUUUACUUUCACCCAUAAUGACCCGCCAGUUCAGAACCAAGAGAACCAGGCGGGGCGAGUUAACUGUGUAAUCAACUGCUUUAACUGACCCACUAAAUGGUGAGUAACUGGUGCGAAAACCAGUUGAAAGCCAGUGCACCAUCCAGCCCUCCAAGGCCAGGGUUGGGCAGCCCUGCACCAGGCCUCCCUCUAACUGCCCAACUUCUAACGAGCGACUUAAAGCGCCGAAUUGGGCUCUCAGAACGCAACCAGAACUUAAACACGAGCCGUUUUUUCUCCCGGUGCCGGCUGAGUGAUCUUUACGGGUGGUUUUAUCGUGGGAGGUGCACUUAUUUCCACUGUUUACUUCACAAUCCGGUCGCCUUUAUUUGUAGACUGUGUACUCGGCUAGUCGCGCCCGACCGACUUUACUGUCCGCCGGAGACAAAGAAAUGGGAUGUUUUGCUCCUGAGUGUCUUUAGCCGAACGGCCAUUUGAACAUUGUGUUUUGUUUUUAUUGAUGUGUAAGCUAACAGAGUGUAAGAUUUAAUGUCCUGGAGGCAGUCAUUGUGGGGACUCUUUCUAGGCUCUUUCUUGAAUACCCCAAAAUGAAGGAACAACAAACAAGUUCCCCCUGCUUUCGGACACAGGGCACAAAGCUGGUAACUUUUCCGACUUGUGUGAUGCCUUUCGCCCAUUGCUGCGACUGUUUAUCCGAGUCCUGUCUUGACGCGUUGAGUUAUGAGCCAUUUGAAUCGCAAUCCCGCGCUGUGUACACAGGAAAGGUGAACACCAGGAAUGCGUGUUUUAGUGAUGUCACAACCGGAAUAUAUGCCUUGAACAUCUUGGCUCUUGUGACCUUGACAGGGUGGUAUUUGUGGACCAAAGCACUCUCAGCAUU